Molecule: messenger RNA, 672 nt
Organism: Capsella rubella
Lineage: Eukaryota; Viridiplantae; Streptophyta; Magnoliopsida; Brassicales; Brassicaceae
Exons: 3
Coding region: 1-672 (223 amino acids)
Molecular function (GO): ubiquitin-protein transferase activity
Source: RefSeq, a predicted model, not a curated record
AUGAGUUCAGAAAGUAAUGCUAAGGAAACCAAACCAGUCAUUGAACCAGUUGACGUUGGUGAGAUUUGUGCAGUUUGUCGGGUACCAAUUGCUGACAAUAAUAAUGAACGAAGUCUCGUUACACUUCGAUACUGCGUUGGUUCGGCGUUUAACGCAAAGAAUAGAAUGGAAUGUCCGCUAUGCAGACAAACUGAAAAAGGUGACUGGUUGUUUGCAAAACCUACUGAACCCGAUACGGUUGAUGAACCAACGAUGAUGUGGAUCGACAAUGUGUUGUCUUCUGCUGAAGGUUAUAUCGAGGGACUCUUUGACAAUACUGUGAGUCCUAUACACCUUCCAUAUGCUCUGAACCCUACGCACUCUUCAUAUGCUCUGAACCAAAUCCGUGACAAUGACAACACAAGGAGGAAUGACCUGUCCUUGGAGGCGAGAAGACAACGUCAGCUAGAAGAACACUUAGCCCUAAUUGUUGAAAGCGAACGUCGCUUACAGGAAAUGAUGUAUGAGUAUCAUGGCAUCACCGGAGGAAAUGCUAUUGGCGAUGAAAGCAGCAUUUGGGGAGGCAGUGAAAGCAGUGGUGGGGGAGACAGUGAAAGCAGUGGUGGGGGAGAUGGUGAAAGCAGUGGUGGUGAUGCGGUGGCUGAGGAAGAGGUUGAAAUGAUGGAAGAGUAG